GCAAAAUUAUGGGAGAUGAAGGCUGGCAGAUUAGAGAAGGAAGAUUUACAAAAAUUAAAACAGAUUAAGAGAAAUGCAGUAAAAUGCACUCAUGAAAAUGUCAGAGAAAAAAUUUAUGAAAGUUUUAACUCAGCGGAAAAUUUUCUUGAAUUUAUUAAUAAUUGGGAGAAUAUUUCGGAUGGAGAUGAUUCAUUGAUUUUUUUAUUGCGGAUUUUGUCUACAUUAGAAAAUCAAAAUAUAUUUAUUGCCAAUAGUCAAAUUUAUGAAGCUUUGUGUUUCAACUCAAUUAAAUCUCACAUUGAUCCAAGAAUUUGUGAAAUUUCUUUUUUAAUUGUUUCAAAAAUUUGUAACACUACAGUUAGAAUUAUACAAGCAAUACAGUCUAAUUUUGACAUUUUUUUGUUUAGAUAUAUUUAUACUCUGAAUCCAUCACAAUACAAUGGAGAAACGCAAGCUUUACACUUUCUCUCCGUCUCCUUUUCUGUUUUACUUAAAACAAAUUUAUUUGAUCCUUUAUUAAUUAAUUGGUGGCGUUUUCGAUUUUUUCUUCAAAAUUCAAUAAAUUGUCUAAUGGAUAUUGCUUUUGGACAAAAUUCCCCAUUUUCUUUAUCGAAUGAACAGAAAACCCAAAAUAAUUCUGAUUCGGUUAAAGAUUGUGUUAUUCAAAUUUUAUCUGCGCCAAAGGGAUUACCUAAAAAUCUUCAAAUUUCUUCUAUCGGAAUUUUACUUGAAUUGCUUGUACAACGUCCUGAAUUACUUUUUGAAAUGAAUAUUGGGUUAAAUUGGUUUGUACCUACAAUUAAUCAAUCAGCUUUGGGAACAGUUUUAAUAAAUAUUUUGUCUAAAUGGCUUGAUUCUCCGAUUAUAAGAGAAAAAUGUAAAUUAAAAUUUGUUCAAUUAUUUUGUCCGUUUAUUUCUUUUGAUUCAAUACAAGAUCCUUCUGCCAAAAUUGACUAUUCACCUUCAACAACAUUAAUAGAAAAAUGCAAAAAUUCUCUUUUUAAUUUAUUGAUUACUUGGUCUGGUUUAUUUACUUUUUUCUCAAAUAAUUCUUCUAAUCGGCAGUUUGGUUUAUUUGCUAAUAUUGGGUGCCAAAUUGAAAAUUUGAACUCUGAUAAAAUAAAAAGUUGCACAAUAGAGCUAUUUUCUGAUUUGCUAAAUGUACCCUAUGCAAGACAUGAAUUUGUUGAUAAUAAUUGGGAAAGGGCUUUCUUUUUUUAUAAACAAAUUCGACUUCCCGAUUUGUUUAGUAUUUCUCUUCGGGAUGAUUUUUUGCUUGCAGAAAUUUCUUAUUUGGAUAACCAGAAAGACGAUUCCUUUAUAGAUUUAUUAGAAAUAUACAGAUCUGUUGUUCUUUUUAAAAUUGUUUCUGAAAAAUUACCUGAGGUUCUAAUUCGUUUAAUUCUGCAAAAUCCAGACUGCUCUAUUUCAAUCAAAGCAACAUUUUUACUUGCAGAUAUACUUUAUAUGUCUAAAAUACUUCCAAAAUCUGUCAGAAUUGAAGCAAUAAACAAUAAUAAUUUAAUUAAUUCUGUUGUUGAAUCAUUUAAUUUAAAUGAAAAUAUUUCUAAUAAAGACGAAAAGAAAAGGAAUUCUUUUCUUUUAAUUGAUCGUCUUAAUGAAGUCAAUAAUUUUUUAAAUAAACCAACAAAAUUAGAAUUUUUAACUUUAAUUAAUACAUUUUUAAUUGUAAAUUUAGAAGAAUUUAGACGAAGUCGAUCUCUCUCAAUAUUAAAUAAUAGUAGACAUUCAUCAACUACAGCCAAUUUUGAUGAUUGUAAUAAUAAUGUUAUUGGAGUUAUUGAAACUUUUUCUGAAGAACUUCCAGAUUAUUUUGAUUCAAAUAUUGAUAAAUUAAUUUCAAAUGUAUUUAUUACUCAACUGACUAAAAAAACAAAAAUUUAUAAAAACGUUAAUGUUCCAGAAAUUGCCCAACAAAAAUUCAAGAAAAAUGAUUUAUUAGAAGAUUCAAAUGAAUAUUUAAUAGAAAAUAUUGAUUGGAAUAUUUUUUGGAGAAUUUUAUCUUUUAUUGAUGAUAAAAUAAUCUCUUUUCAAAACAAGUCAACAAUUAUUAAAUCAACAAUUGACAAAUGUAUUCCAAUUUUUAAUCAGAUUUUAUAUUUAUUUUUACCUUCAAAUCAAUUUUUUAUACAAACCAAACCAUCAAUUCAAUUAAUUAAAUGUGGCCAAUAUUUUAUUCACCUAUUUUGUGCAUUCAAUUCAUCAACAUUUAUUGGAAAUGAUAAUAGUCAAUGGGCAUUAAAUAUGUUGUCGAACUUCAUAAACGACUUUUGCAAUCAAAUUAGUUUGGACAAAUCUGAAGCUGUUUUUAGUUCAAAAAAUUUAUCGUUUGGAGGCUCAUCGGUUUAUUUUGCCUUACUUCGUGCACUUUUAUCUCAGCCUUUUGGACAGAAAUUAUUUGACCAAACAGGACUUGGGCAAAUGUGA
Messenger RNA from Meloidogyne enterolobii, 2448 nucleotides. The record is from the annotation of a GenBank genome assembly. Lineage: Eukaryota; Metazoa; Nematoda; Chromadorea; Rhabditida; Meloidogynidae.